Messenger RNA from Paraphaeosphaeria sporulosa, 468 nucleotides. RefSeq lists its product as uncharacterized. The transcript is spliced from 2 exons. Lineage: Eukaryota; Fungi; Ascomycota; Dothideomycetes; Pleosporales; Didymosphaeriaceae. The record is from RefSeq and is a predicted model, not a curated record. Gene Ontology annotation, cellular component: intracellular membrane-bounded organelle. Bases 1 to 468 code for a protein of 155 amino acids. Gene Ontology annotation, biological process: vesicle-mediated transport.
AUGGCUAGAUGUCGCGAUCAAUAUGGUCGAUACUACAACUGUUCGAGCCGGUGGAAUGAUUGGGUCCGCUGGGUCGUCCUUGCUGUCGUCGUCAUCGGCUUCUUCCUCCUCUUCGUCAUGUGCAGCUGCAUAACCGCCCGCCGCCGCCGCAAGGCCGGCCGACAACCCUUCUACGGCACUGGCUGGGCCCACCGCCCCGGCGGCAACGCACAGCCUUACUACAACAACAACAACUACGCGCAGCCCCCGCCGCAAUACACCCCGCAACCCCAGCAAGGCAGCUAUUACGGCACCGGCGCAAACCAAGGUUAUUACGGCAACAAUGGUCAGCAGCCUUACCCCUAUGGCCAGGCCAACGGCGUCGAGCUGCAGCAGCCGCCGCAAUCGCAUCUCGCUAGGGGCGGAGAGGACGUGUACACCCCGCCUCCGGGUCCGCCACCGACCAAAGGUGAUGGUAUCAUCAGGUAG